CGGGGCUGGGUGCAAUCGCUGGCCAUGCUGCUCCUUGGGCUGCUGCUGCUGGUACUGCUGGCCAGUGCCCGCCUGCUGCGGGCCCAGUGGAUGCAUAGGAGCCUGCACCUUCCACCUCUGGCCCCAGGCUUCCUGCACCUCCUGCACCCCAACCUCCCCAGUCACCUGCUCAGCCUCACCCGGGAGCUUGGGCCCAUCUAUAGGCUGCACUAUGGGCUUCAAGAGGUGGUAGUGCUGAACUCCAAGCAGGCCAUCGAAGAGGCCAUGCUCAGGAAGUGGGCAGACUUCGCCGGCAGACCCCAGCUGCUGUCCUACAAGCUGGUGUGCCAGCAGUACCCGGACCUGUCGCUGGGGGACUACUCCCUGCUCUGGAAGGCCCACAAGAAGCUCUCGCGCUCGGCCCUUCUGCUGGGCACCCGCAAUAUCAUGGAGCCGGUGGUGCAGCAGUUAGCCCAGGAGUUCUGCGAGCGCCUGGGAGCCCAGGCUGGUGCCCCUGUGGACAUCUACCACGAGUUCUCCUUGCUCACCUGCAGCAUCAUCUGCUGCCUCUCCUUUGGAAGCAAGGAGGACAACCUGAUUCGGAGCAUUUACAGCUGUGUACAGGACUUGAUGACCGCCUGGGACCACUGGUCUGUCCAAAUUCUGGAGCUACUUCCCUUUCUCAGGUUCCUCCCCAACCCAGGCGUCUGGAGGCUGAAGCAGUUGGUGGCGGCCAGGGAUCACAUUGUAGGGCAGCAGCUGAGGCAGCACAAGGAGCAGCUGAUGGCCGGGCAGUGGAGGGACAUGAUGGACUACAUGCUCCAGGAGGUGCGGCAGCCCAGGAAGGACUGGGGCUCCAGACAGCUCAAGGAGGGCCACGUGCACAUGGCUGUGGUGGACUUCUUCAUCGGUGGCACCACGACCACAGCCACCACUCUCUCCUGGGCCGUGGCUUUCCUGCUGCACCAUCCAGAGAUCCAGCAACGACUCCAAGAAGAGCUGGACCUCGAGCUGGGCCCUGGUCUUCUUGCCUCCCCACUUCCAUACAAGGAGCGCUCUCGGCUGCCCCUGCUCAAUGCCACCAUCACCGAGGUGCUGCGCCUACGGCCUGUGGUGCCCCUGGCCCUGCCCCAUCGUACCACUCGACCCAGCAGCAUCUCCGGCUACGACAUCCCCAAGGACACAGUGAUUAUCCCCAACAUCCAAGGUGCCCACCUGGACCCGUCGGUGUGGGAGCGGCCCCACGAGUUCCGGCCAGACCGCUUCCUGCAGCCGGGCAAGGGCCCCCGAGAGCUGGCCUUCGGCUGCGGGGCGCGCGUGUGCCUGGGGGAGCCCCUGGCGCGGCUGGAACUCUUCGUGGUGCUGAGCCGCCUUCUCCAGGCCUUCACGCUGCUGCCGCUGGAGGGCGCCCUGCCCUCCCUAGAACCCCAGCCCUACAGCGGCGUCAACCUCCAAAUGCAGCCCUUUCGGGUGCGGCUGCAGCCCCGAGGCCCGGGGGCUCCGCGCCCGGGCCAGUGCCAGUGAUGCGCAGGACCGGAGCCAGUCGCGUGCCUCAGUUUCUCCUUUAUUGCCCCCAUACGAACCCCUCUCCUCCCCCCUGUAAACAUGGUGCUGUGGGGUCGCGAGCAGAGAGGACUUCGGGAGCUUCUCUGGGCGCGACUUCUCAGUGCUCGGCAGUCCUCCCGGGGCGCAGGCGCGGCGGCUCAGCCCCCCCGGGCGGGCGCCCGGUAACUCCUCGGUCUCAGCUUCAUUUCCGUGAAGGGCACGGAGAAGUCGAAGCCCUUCCAGUGGUACCAGCUCACCCCCUGGGCAAGGAGGCCGAGCAUGGCAGGGGGCCACAGCCCCAACCCGGACACCCACCCGCUCAGCCCGGUAGCCCCAGCCCCGGUCCACCGCGCGGAACCCCAAGCCGCCCGUCCGCCCAAUAAACCGCUUCCGAGCC
This is a messenger RNA of Cavia porcellus (domestic guinea pig), 1921 nucleotides long. Its product is annotated as steroid 21-hydroxylase. The record is from RefSeq and is a predicted model, not a curated record. Gene Ontology annotation, molecular function: heme binding; steroid 17-alpha-monooxygenase activity; iron ion binding. Lineage: Eukaryota; Metazoa; Chordata; Mammalia; Rodentia; Caviidae. Gene Ontology annotation, biological process: progesterone metabolic process; hormone biosynthetic process. The transcript is spliced from 10 exons. The coding region runs from base 25 to 1503 and encodes 492 amino acids.